This is a messenger RNA of Zingiber officinale, 846 nucleotides long. Its product is annotated as abscisic acid receptor PYL4-like. Lineage: Eukaryota; Viridiplantae; Streptophyta; Magnoliopsida; Zingiberales; Zingiberaceae. The coding region runs from base 68 to 727 and encodes 219 amino acids. The record is from RefSeq and is a predicted model, not a curated record. Gene Ontology annotation, cellular component: cytoplasm; nucleus. Gene Ontology annotation, molecular function: protein phosphatase inhibitor activity; abscisic acid binding; signaling receptor activity. The transcript has a single exon. Gene Ontology annotation, biological process: abscisic acid-activated signaling pathway.
UCCAUUGCUUGUUCAUCGUUCUCUCCUACUCUGUUUCCAGACUAAUCGAUUAGGAGUCGCCGGAGGAAUGCCUUGUGCUCCGGCGGCCGCCGCGUGUGUCGACCGUCAUCACCACCACCAAAGCGGAGGCGGAGACUGCGGGGCGGCGCUGUUGCCUCAUCGGUGCACGGGGCACAGUGUGCCGGCGGCCGUGGCGCGGCACCACGACCACUCCGUGGGACCACAGCAGUGCUGCUCGGCGAUGAUGCAGUGCGUCGCCGCGCCGCUGGCAGCGGUGUGGUCUGUGGUCCGGCUCUUCGACCGGCCGCAGACGUACAAGCACUUCGUUAAGAGCUGCAGCGUCGUCGCGGGCGACGGCUCCGUCGGCACCCUGCGCGAGGUGCGCGUCGUCUCCGGCCUGCCAGCCGCCACCAGCACCGAGCGCCUCGAGAUCCUCGACGACGAGCGCCACAUCCUCAGCUUCCGCGUCGUCGGCGGCAUCCACCGCCUCGCCAAUUACCGCUCCGUGACCACCCUCCACCCGCGCGAAGCCGGCCACGGCGGCGGCACGGUGGUGGUGGAGUCGUACGUGGUGGACGUUCCGCCUGGGAACACCGCGGAGGAGACGAGGGUGUUUGUCGACACCAUCAUCAAGUGCAACCUCCAGUCGUUGGCGAGGAUCUUCGCCGGCAGCGGUGCGUCGCCGACGAUGGCGGGAGAGCAACCACGUAAUCAGAUACCAAUAUGAAUGGCUGCAUUUCUCAUAUCCUCUGUUUCUUUCUGUAGUUUUUCUACCCUUUCCUCUGUUUGUUAUAUCAAACUUAAUUAAGCAAAAAGAUCAAAAUGACACGCUUAUUAGGGUUUUCA